Messenger RNA from Rhagoletis zephyria (snowberry fruit fly), 916 nucleotides. RefSeq names its product kelch-like protein diablo. Gene Ontology annotation, molecular function: protein binding. Lineage: Eukaryota; Metazoa; Arthropoda; Insecta; Diptera; Tephritidae. The record is from RefSeq and is a predicted model, not a curated record.
UAGAAGCGAGUAAGAACGGUGUAUGCGGAUAAAAAAAUUUAUAAAACUAAAAAAAAUAUUCAAAAGUUGAAACAAAGGCAAUCCCUCAAAAGUUGGGCACUUUUUAUAGAACAAAUUUGUGACGAUUCGAGUACAACUUCAUUCCGAUUGAAUAUUCAGCCAUGCAAUGGGCUCUUCCUGUUCGAGGGAUAAAGAAAUCGCAACUAUUCCAACUGUACAAAAUGUUUCGGCCAACGUAGGUGUGAAGUACACAUACAACGACAGCAACAGCUGUUUAUUGGCUGUGCAAUUUGAACCGGAGAACUCCACAAAGGUCUUGAAGUACAACAGCGCCAAAGAAUACUGGACCGUCUGCCAUGAAAUCCCAGUUAAAGGUCUCUUUCGUACAGUAAUAGUGAAACAAUAUCUCUUAUUCUACGAUUGGAAGGAUGGCGUGAGAAUAUGUUGUUACGAUACAACAACACGCGCUAUACGCACCUUGAAGCCGCUCAAAGCGGAACAGCCUUUUUGGCGUUGUUAUUACGCUGUCGAAUUUCAGGAUCGCCUAUAUAUGAUAGGUGCAGACUCAGAGGAUAAUCGUAAAGUAUAUGUUUGGAACCCCGAAACCGAUAGUUUGACCGCUGCACCUAAGCUGAUUACUGGUCGCACAAGAGCUGCAGCGCUGAAGCAUGAAGGCUACUUGUAUGUGGUUGGUGGUAUGGUCACAAACAAUGGCACCGAUAGUGACACGAAUGCGGUCGAGCGAUAUAAUCCACGGCGGGAUCGUUGGGAGCAGUGUGCACCGCUGUUACAGGCGCGGGGUGCGAUAGCGUUAGCCUCCGCGGGCCAAUAUAUUUACGCUCUUGGUGGUGACUGCAGUGAGGUGCCGACAAAUAUGGUAGAGCGCUACGAUACGCACAACAACAAAUGGACACAG